This is a messenger RNA of Esox lucius (northern pike), 5266 nucleotides long. It is a transcript of the gene abcb4, whose product is annotated as ATP-binding cassette, sub-family B (MDR/TAP), member 4. NCBI's taxonomy places the organism in Eukaryota, Metazoa, Chordata, Actinopteri, Esociformes, Esocidae. Gene Ontology annotation, cellular component: membrane. Bases 847 to 4689 code for a protein of 1280 amino acids. Gene Ontology annotation, molecular function: ATP hydrolysis activity; ABC-type transporter activity; ATP binding. The record is from RefSeq and is a predicted model, not a curated record. The transcript is spliced from 28 exons. Gene Ontology annotation, biological process: transmembrane transport.
UCUAGGCUUUUUAGAGAGAGAGGCACAAAGUCAGAAGUAUGUGGCUUAUAUGCAUAUAGGCGCGGGAAGUAGGGGUGCUGGAGUUGUUGCAGUUCCCCUUUACGAAUCCCCAGCAUCCCGUGACGAGAUUCCAGCCGUCUGUUUCUCGGUCGCUGAGACGGGCGUCAUUUCGGCCGACGGACAUGCGUCCCCGUCCGCCGGUUCUCGUGGUUGAUGCGCGUCAUUAUUGCCUACGUGCAUGCGUAUCUUGUGCGAACCAUUAUCAAAACCCCGUGCUCAAAAGAUCUUCCCGCGGACAUGCUUAUAUAGGCGUCAUACCAAAAUACAACCCACACACAGAGCUUAAUGAAAAUUCACAAUUACACAUCAUCCUAAAUGGCCUAAGUGACUUUUGGCGUUAUGGCCUAUUCAGACACAACCCAAUCUACAGGUGCCGUUUUUUCCAAAAGUUUUCAUCUGGAUUACGCCUAUCUAAAAACACAUAGAAAUUGAAUGAAUAGAAAGGAUGAAUCAAGGGUUAGGGAUACCUUUAAUCCAAGAGGAUACAUUUACGAAGGACGGUCUCCUGGUCAUUUCGCCUUCUUACGUCAUUCAACAUUGAGAAGGUUUGACAUGUGCCGGGGCGGCAGUAAAUGAUGUCACACAGUGAAACAACAACAUUUUCAGUAAUAUAAGAGCGCUGCGGCCCCGUUGUUUCUAGACAACCAGAGCCAAAUAGAAGAAAUGUUGUGAUUGCUUAUAGCGGACCAACAGAGGUCAUUGCGUGGUAGCGGGAUUUAAGAGCUUUUCUGUCCCUCAUACCAGCUAUAGGAGCAAGACAACUUGGGCAAGAAGGAUAAGCUUACCAUGGCUAAAGCCAAGAUUGAGUUAAACGGAAAUAUUGGUGAGGAUAAAGGUGAAGGGAGAAGGGAAAGCAAGAAAAGGAAAAAGGACAAAAACCUGAAGGAGUCGGAGAUUGCGAUGGUUGGGGCUGUAUCCCUGUUCAGGUUUGCAGAUGGUUGGGACAAGUUGUUGAUCGUACUGGGGACCCUCAUGGCCAUGGUCCAUGGGACGGUUAUUCCUUCCAUGACGAUCGUCUUUGGUGACAUGACUGACAGCUUUGUAAACAACUUCAAACAGUCACACACGAACCUCACCAACAUCACUUACCCUGUUUCCAACAUCACUUUGGGGGAAGAAAUAACUGGCCAUGCUAUCUACUACUCUAUCAUGGGUGCCAUAGUGUUGAUAGCAGCCUACAUACAGGUGGCAUUCUGGACCCUGGCAGCAGGCAGGCAGGUCAAGCGCCUCAGGAAGCUCUUCUUCCACUGCAUCAUGCAGCAAGAGAUCGGCUGGUUUGACGUCAACGAGACAGGAGAACUAAACACUCGCCUCACAGAUGACAUUUAUAAGAUUAAUGAGGGGAUCGGUGAUAAGGUGGGAAUGUUGAUCCAGUCAUUCACCACCUUCAUCAUCUCCUUCAUCAUCGGCUUCAGCAAAGGAUGGAAGCUAACCCUGGUCAUUCUGUCUAUCAGCCCCGUGCUAGGCUUCUCUGCUUUUAUAUUUAGCAAGGUGUUGACGUCGUUCACGUCUCUGGAACAGGGAGCGUAUGCUAAAGCUGGAGCCGUGGCUGAGGAGGUGCUGUCUUCUGUCAGAACUGUCUUCGCAUUCGGUGGACAACAGAGGGAGAUCACUAGGUACAAGAAGAACCUGGAGGAUGCUAAGAACAUGGGUAUCCGUAAAGCCAUCUCUGCCAAUAUCGCUAUGGGCUUCACCUUCCUUAUUAUCUACCUGUCAUACGCUUUGGCCUUCUGGUACGGCAGCACCCUCAUCCAGUCUGGAGAAUACACCAUCGGAAUGGUCCUCACUGUGUUCUUUUCGGUCACGUGUGGGGUGUUUGCCAUGGGACAGACUUCUCCUAAUAUCCAGGCCUUCGCCAGCGCCCGGGGGGCAGCACACAAAGUCUACAACAUCAUUGACAGUAAACCCACCAUCAACAGCUACUCAGAUGAAGGCCACAAGCCUGAUAUCAUCAAAGGGAACAUCGAAUUUAACAACAUCCAUUUUACCUACCCUUCAAGACCGGAGGUCAAAGUGUUGAAUGGUAUGUCUCUAACCGUGCGUAGUGGACAGACCAUGGCUCUGGUAGGCAGUAGUGGCUGUGGGAAAAGUACCACUGUUCAACUACUGCAGCGGUUCUAUGACCCACUAGAGGGAUCAGUGUGUGUGGACGGCCAUGAUGUGCGCUCUCUGAACGUGCGUUUCCUGAGAGAAAUGAUUGGCGUGGUGAGUCAGGAGCCCAUCCUCUUUGCUACCACCAUCGCUGAGAACAUCCGUUAUGGCCGACCUGAUGUCACACAGCAGGAGAUAGAACAGGCUGCCAGGGAGGCCAACGCAUACGACUUCAUCAUGUCUCAGCCUGAUAAGUUUGAGACUCUGGUUGGAGACAGAGGAACCCAGAUGAGUGGAGGACAGAAACAGAGGAUCGCUAUCGCUCGCGCUCUCGUACGCAACCCCAAGAUCCUCUUGUUGGACGAGGCCACUUCAGCUCUUGAUGCUGAGAGUGAGACCAUCGUACAAGCUGCUUUGGACAAGGUCAGACUGGGUCGUACAACCAUCAUAGUGGCCCAUCGUCUGUCUACGAUCCGUAACGCUGAUGUCAUCGCUGGCUUCAAGAACGGAGAGAUCGUAGAGCUGGGAACACAUAAGGAACUGAUGGAAAAAGAAGGUGUCUACCACACACUGGUCACCAUGCAGACAUUCAAAAGUGAUGAGAAGAAUGAGGUGGUGGAGGAGCAGGUUCUGGAGGAGAAGAGUCCAUCAGUGACAUCUCUCUCCCAGCCGAGCCUCAUCAGGGGGAAAUCUACCAAGGGUUCAUCCUUCAUCGGCUCAGAGAAGGAAGACAAGGACUGGACUGAGGAAGAGACAGAGGAGGAAGAGGAGGUUCCUCCCGUGUCGUUCCUGAAAGUGAUGAAGCUGAACCUUCCUGAGUGGCCCUACAUAGUGCUUGGUGUGUUCUGUGCCACUAUCAACGGAGGCAUAGAACCUCUCUUUGCGGUCAUCUUUUCCAAAAUUAUUGCUGUGUUUGCAGAGACAGACCAGGAGGUGGUCAGAGAACGCUCCUCCUUCUUCGCUCUCAUGUUUGCUGCCAUUGGAGUUGUCUCCUUUGUUACCAUGUUCCUUCAGGGCUUCUGUUUUGGCAAGGCCGGUGAGAUUCUGACCAUGAAGAUAAGACUGAUGGCCUUUGAAGCCAUGAUGAGACAGGAUUUGGGCUGGUUUGAUCAUCACAAAAACAGUGUGGGAGCUCUCACCACUAGAUUGGCUACAGAUGCAGCACAAGUACAAGGGGCUACAGGAGUGCGUUUGGCCACUCUGGCUAAGAACGUGGCAAACCUGGGCACCGGUCUGAUCAUCUCCUUUGUCUACGGCUGGCAGCUGACUCUGCUCAUCCUGUGUGUUGUGCCCAUCAUGGCUGUAGCUGGAACCAUACAGAUGAAGCUACUCUCUGGUCAUGCCAUCAAAGACAAGAAAGAGCUAGAACAGGCUGGCAAGAUCGCCACCGAGGCAAUAGACAACAUCCGGACAGUGGUGUCUCUCACCAGAGAGAAGGAGUUUGAGUCUCUGUUCCAGGAGAACCUUGUAGUGCCUUACAGGAACUCCCAAAAGAAGGCCCAUGUGUACGGGAUCACAUUCUCCUUCUCUCAGGCCAUGAUCUACUUUGCAUAUGCAGGCUGCUUCCGCUUCGGAGUCUGGCUGAUAGAACAGAACAUCAUGACAUUUGAGCAUGUCUUCCUGGUGAUCUCUACAAUGCUUUAUGGGGCCAUGGCUGUAGGAGAGGCCAACUCCUUCACUCCUAACUACGCCAAGGCCAAGAUAUCAGCAUCUCACCUUAUGAUGCUCAUCAACAGAGAACCUGCCAUAGACAACUGCUCACAGGAGGGAGAAACACCGGACCACUUUGAUGGUAAUGUGUGUUUUGAGGGGGUGAGGUUCAACUACCCAUCUCGUCCAGACCUUGCUGUCCUGCAGGGGCUGGACCUGAAGGUGCAGAAGGGACAGACUCUAGCCCUGGUGGGCAGCAGUGGCUGUGGGAAGAGCACCACCAUACAACUACUGGAGAGGUUCUAUGACCCACUUCAGGGCACAGUGAGGCUGGACAACAGGGACGCUAAGAAGUUGAACAUCCACUGGCUGAGGCUCCAGAUGGGCAUUGUGUCCCAGGAGCCUGUGCUCUUUGACUGUAGUCUGGCAGAAAACAUUGCCUACGGUGACAACACACGAAAAGUCAGCAUGAAAGAGAUUCAAAGUGCUGCCGAAGCUGCCAACAUACACAGCUUCAUAGACCAACUGCCACAGAAGUAUGACACCCAGGCUGGUGACAAGGGAACCCAGUUAUCAGGAGGCCAGAAGCAGCGUAUAGCCAUCGCCAGAGCCAUCCUCCGGAACCCCAAAGUCCUGCUACUGGACGAGGCCACCUCUGCACUGGACACAGAGAGCGAGAGGGUGGUGCAGGAGGCCCUGGAUGUGGCACGGCAGGGCAGGACGUGUAUCGUGGUGGCCCAUCGAUUGUCCACCAUCCAGAACGCUGACCUGAUCGCUGUCUUCCAGAAGGGUGUGGUGGUGGAGCAGGGCACUCAUCAACAACUACUGGCCCAGAGAGGAGUCUACUACUCCCUGGUCACUACACAGUUGGGUCACGGUCAACAGUGAAAGGAGACCAAGGAGGACGGAGGGCGGAAGCAAGGGGUAGGUAGUCCAUCAGAGUGCAUUCCCUUCAACGUUUCUGCUCAAAACGUCUUGGUUGUGUGGACAGUGUGAAAAGAACCAGAGUGGCACCGGGAUGCGCUUCGGAGAACACGUAUCGACGGCGACUGUGCCGAUGGGAGUUGACGAAGGGCCUUGGAGAAAUGGAGAAAUGGAUAUCACAAACUGGGGGUGAAAACAACAACAGAGGUCAAGAACAUUGGCCAAGGUUAGGUCCAUGUUUACCAUCAUAAAAAUAGUUAAGGUUUAUAGCCUGGAUAUUGAGCCAGUCUGAUAUCUGGAGAGGUAGAGUCAGUGGCCUCCCUUCUGCCUCUGAGGGGAGCACCCAGAGGGGUGCUGUGAAGGGCAAAGUGUGCAGGGGGGAUUUUGUGUUAUUUAUUCAAAUGUUUUACCUCUGCACUAGAGUGCCUGUGUGCCAAAUGAAUACAUGGAACAAACACCCUGGCACACUCUACCCUGAAAACACUACACAUCUGUUUUACUGUGAACUCCUUUUUUUAUUUGUUCCGUUUAUGGGGGCAAA